AUGAAGUUCUUUGAAGUCCUGAUGCAUGUUAUAACGCCCAACAAUAAGCAGCAUACCUCUGACUGCAAGGCAUUCCUUGUUACAACAAUAACUCCCAAGAAGGCCACCAUUUACAAAACAACUACAAUCACCAAGAAGACACCAACUGUCAGAAAGUCAAUCACCGCUACUAGUACCUCGUCCGCCAUCGCUACGAGCGUAAGCUCCGUCGUGCAAACCGUUACAGAGAACAUCGUCGUGACGCGGACCGUGGAGCAAACCAAAUUCGUAACCGAGCAGGCCACGGCGACAAUCACGACCCAGGAUGCCAAUGUCAACCCGCCUUUCAAGCACAAACGCUCUGCACCUCGCAUCCCAGAAUACCUCGACAACAUAUGCACAAACUCCGCUCAAUACUCAUCGGCUUGCUCCCGCAUCGGCGUCACUUCCAAGACAGUCAACGGCCCUCGGGUAACCGUCGUGUCUAAGAUAAUCCGCGUGAAAAUCCCGCGUGCCAGCACCAUCAGGACGACGGUCAGCACCACCUGGGUCACUCAGACGGUCAAGACCACUGUCGUCUUGAAGACCUACAGCACUGAGGAAGUCACCAAGACUAUCGAUGUCGUCACUGACGAUGUCGCCAUUGCUACCAAAACCGUCACUGAGACGACUACAAAGACCGAAAUAGCUGAGCCGCUUCAGACUGUCAAGUUGUUUGCAGUUGGUAGCGAUGACCCUGACCUCGCACUUUCAGGGUUUGGCUUUUCCUUCCUUGAGGCCUCCCAGGGCACCACAUUCUACGUGGACUUCACUUCUGAUUCCGGCAGCCUUCAGCAGUAUAGCAUACACAAGGGAACUGGCGAAGUGAAAGCACUCAACGGACCUGGUGGCGCAGUUGGCAAGUCGGCUUCAUACAAUUUCUAUCCUGGAAGUGGAAACCCCUACGGUGCUGUCAUGAUUCAGGGCCAGGGUGCGCCGCCCUUGGUUUGCAAGGUCGUAGAUGGAGCGACUUAUAAUUAUCUACAAUGCAAAUUCGGAAACAGCCAGAUCGCUGACUUUUGGACAUGUAACGGGCGUUUGUUGUUGGUCGCCCCAGGGUAUGACUUGUCAAGCUGUGUUAUGGAUGGCAAUUCGUACACCGGUUAUCCCAUUCCUCUUAUCCGAGUAACAAGCAAUUAA
Messenger RNA from Fusarium proliferatum ET1, 1158 nucleotides. RefSeq lists its product as uncharacterized. The transcript has 3 exons. The record is from RefSeq and is a predicted model, not a curated record. Lineage: Eukaryota; Fungi; Ascomycota; Sordariomycetes; Hypocreales; Nectriaceae. Bases 1 to 1158 code for a protein of 385 amino acids.